GAGAUUUCAUUGAGUUCAAUCGCCAAACAAUGGCUGUAGAAACAGCGACAUACUCCUUGGAGGGCCUUCAGGAGCGACUUGCGGAACACCGAAAAUGCUUUGAUUCCCUCGUCGAACUCAUUCCUGCUAAAUAUUAUCUGGCCCGAGACGACGAUGCGCCUACCGGAAAGUACAUGCACAACAAAAAGAACAAAGCUCCAAAACAGGUAGUGAAAGAAGCGACGAAGAAGGCCAAGAAGGCAAAGUUGGACCCUGAGAACGUCAAGUCUGUAUUGGACAUUCAGACCGAGACCCUGGCGACGAGCGAGGCCGCACAAGAGGACGGUGGAGAACCAGCAUCUGCUGACGAUGUGGAUCAUAUGGAAGGAUUAGCCCCCCUUCCAACAGGGUCGAUUGUGGAGCUGCAGGAGAAGCUGAAAAGCCGUAUUCAAGAGCUUCGUACCAAACGCAAAGCACCUACGGGGACAGUAGAUGGUGAAGCACCAAAGAGCAGACAAGAAAUUUUAGAAAAACGGGCAAAGCGAAAGCGGGAGCGUAAGGAGGGAAUCAAACAGAAGAAGGAAAAGAGAAGAAAGUUGGACGAUACAAAGGGAAUGGCUAUUGAUGGACCAUCAAAGAUGGACACCAAAGCGAACGGUGGCUCUAAAGCCAUUAAGGAGGACGUGACAUUUGGCAAGCUUGACUUUGGUAUAGCUGAGGUGGCAAAGAAGCGGAAAGGUCCAACUGAUCUCACGGGACAGUUAAAGCAGGCUGAAGCAAAGAAACAAAAGCUGGAAAAGCUGAAGCAAGUGGAUAAGGAGAAGGCUGAGACAAUCGAAGAAGCUGCGGUAUGGAACAAGCUGCUUAAACAGGCAGAAGGAGAAAAGGUCAAGGACGACUUGAAGCUCCUAAAGAAGAGUGUGAAACGAAAGGAAAAAUCAAAGGAAAAGAGUGCUACCACUUGGAGUAACAGACAAGCGCAGGUGAAGAAAGAGCAGGAGGAGCGACAGAAAAAGCGAGAGGAGAACCUGAAGGCGAGACAAGAAGCCAGAAAUGCACCCAAAGGUUCAAAAGGGAAAAAAGAUAAGGGCAAAAAGCCAAGACCAGGAUUUGAAGGUGGGGUGCGAAAGAAGGGAGGUAAACCGUAGGGUGGUGGAAGGGCGGAUACUGGUCCUUGGAUGGGAACAUCAGUCUUUCGGCUUGCGUAGGCGGCCGGUCUUCAUUUUCAUGUAGUAUAAUGUAUUCACUUUACUGGAAUGGCUGGACCAACUGGUCCGCUGCCUUAGCCUAUUCUACAGCUCAAUAGUAAGAUAUCGCACGUCGCCUGACCGUACUUGAGCUUCCG
Spizellomyces punctatus DAOM BR117 is the source of this 1324-nucleotide messenger RNA. RefSeq lists its product as uncharacterized. Gene Ontology annotation, molecular function: DNA binding; RNA binding. Lineage: Eukaryota; Fungi; Chytridiomycota; Chytridiomycetes; Spizellomycetales; Spizellomycetaceae. Gene Ontology annotation, cellular component: nucleolus. The transcript has 7 exons. Gene Ontology annotation, biological process: ribosomal small subunit biogenesis; ribosomal large subunit biogenesis. The record is from RefSeq and is a predicted model, not a curated record. The coding region runs from base 30 to 1127 and encodes 365 amino acids.